Molecule: messenger RNA, 318 nt
Organism: Podospora anserina S mat+
Lineage: Eukaryota; Fungi; Ascomycota; Sordariomycetes; Sordariales; Podosporaceae
Exons: 1
Coding region: 1-318 (105 amino acids)
Biological process (GO): mitochondrial translation
Cellular component (GO): mitochondrial large ribosomal subunit; ribosome
Molecular function (GO): rRNA binding; structural constituent of ribosome
Source: RefSeq, a predicted model, not a curated record
AUGCGCAUGGGCAAAGGAAAAGGCUCCUUCGACCACUGGGCCGCCCGCGUGGCCGCCAACCAGGUCAUCUUCGAGAUCCGCGGCGUCCUCCACGAGCAGGUCAUCCGAGACGCCUUCAGGCUGGCAGGCAACAAGCUGCCCGGCCAGUACGAAAUCAUCACCAAGAACGACCCCCCCGUAGUCGGCAUCACCAAGCUCGAAAACGGUCUCACCCUCGAAGACCUCAAGAGGCCGAGGAAGAAGCUUCCUGCCCCUGUUGUCGAAGAGACAUCCACAUCUGCCACAGAGGCGAGCUCGAGUGCUCCUCCUCCUUCAUAG